This is a messenger RNA of Tribolium madens (black flour beetle), 2769 nucleotides long. RefSeq lists its product as uncharacterized. Gene Ontology annotation, molecular function: RNA polymerase II transcription regulatory region sequence-specific DNA binding; DNA-binding transcription factor activity, RNA polymerase II-specific. Gene Ontology annotation, biological process: regulation of transcription by RNA polymerase II. Bases 281 to 1861 code for a protein of 526 amino acids. The record is from RefSeq and is a predicted model, not a curated record. Gene Ontology annotation, cellular component: nucleus. NCBI's taxonomy places the organism in Eukaryota, Metazoa, Arthropoda, Insecta, Coleoptera, Tenebrionidae. The transcript has 4 exons.
UGGGGAUAAAGUGGGGAACAGCUGACAACUGACAAACUAAACAUUACGGACAUCUUGCAAAUCGCAGCAGGCGUCGAGUUUUCUCCAUUGUUUUUACUAUGACAGAAACGUAAUAAGUGGGUGUCAUCUAGCUAUAUGUGACCAGUCCGGGGUUGUUUUUCUUUUGUUUGUUUCACAGUGUACUGUCAUUUUCCCGUAUAAUCUCAAACUGGUGCGUGACGUCAUGUGAUUGCGUUUUCAUGGAGUGCUAGAUUAAGAUGGAAAGUCACUAAACGCAAAAAUGAAUUACUUAACAAUGAAUAACGUUUACGUCAAACCUCAUACGAAUUUUUUACCCGAGGCAGCGCCUCACACUUUUUACAACCAAGUUACCGAAAACAAUAAUCAAAUCACGACCAACGGCGAUAAAACGAUUGAAGAAGUGUGGUCGAAAUAUAAAUUCGACACGAGUAACAUUACCGCGAGCGUUGGUAAUUACAAUAAAACAUGGGCGACUCAUGAGGACCUUCCGUGUGAAGAGAAAGAAGAAGAAGUGAAAGUUGAAGAUGAACCGGAAGAGGAAGAACCGAAAGAAAAAGAAGAGGAAGUGGCCACGUCGCCGUCCCACCACGCGAGACGACCCAUGAACGCCUUCUUGAUUUUUUGUAAAAAGCACCGACCCAUCGUCAGGGAACGAUUCCCGAAUUUGGAAAAUCGAGGAGUUACUAGGAUUCUCGGGGAGUGGUGGGCACUGCUAGAUAGCGACGAUAAGGCCCCCUACACAGGCCUAGCCAAAGAGUACAAAGAUGCGUUUUUGACCGCCAAUCCGGACUUUAAAUGGUACAAACUUCCGGCUCCGCCGCUCCGGACGUUGAAUGUUCGGCCUUCGGUUCACAAAGUCCAAUCGCCGGUUUCUAGUCCACAACACGUGACCGAGUCCGAAUUUACUCCCGGAAAACUAGCCGACGAGUCGCAAUUGGGGAGUCUAACGUCGUUGAUGAACAAUUUUACGCCGAAUGUCAAAUCAAACGAGAAUAAUAACAAUAAUAUUGAGAAAAAUGGUGAUCACGAUUACGAGGAUGCGCCAAAAAGCCCAGUCAAUUUUAUUAAAACUGCUCUACCUCUUAAACCUUUCAAGAAACGGACGUUUGAGAAAUGUACUGACAAUAAGAACGUCGUCCGGAAUAUCGAAAACGACAUAUCGGAUGGACAGGAUGGGAACAUGACAAACCAGGAUCUGAUGGACAAGGUGGUCGACAAGAUUUUCACCAAACCGGAGGAUUUCGACAGAAAAGAGGUUCGAAAGUCCGGCCGCCAAUGCAAGGGUAAACGCUACGAGAAGUUCAUGGUAGAGGGCCGCCUUUUGGGCAACAAACGGGACGUCAAACUCAGUUUCCAGCGCAGCUCGAUCGAGAACGAGUUCACCUUUAAGCUGGACAAACCGGAACCGGAAACACCAAACCUAGAUCACACCAUCAAACGUCUAGCUGAGCGGACCAACAUGCGAAGCGUCCUCGAACCGUCGAACCAAAAGAGCGAAGGUCGCGUUCGCACCACCUCCGAAAACCACGAAACGAAGUUUAACCUUAACCAACGUAUCAGCAAUUUGCCGAGUCUGAGUUACGACGUGUUCCACCAGAGGAAAAAGGACAGCAAAAAGCGUAAGAAUCGGAUAAGGACCGACAGCGAGUCCAAGAGCAAAGUGGCCAAAGUGGUAAAAGAGGAGCCGCCCGUGGGGUCGAAGAAGCGGAAAAACAAACAGAGUAUCACGCACUUGAAGGAGGAGUCCGUUGGGGGCGAUUUGUUGGCGUUGACGACGUUGGCGGAGGUGGCGGCCAACACUGAGAAGAUUAAUUCGGAGCCGGCGGUUUUGAAGGCUUAAGAAUUUGAUUUUCGCAAUAAUUAUGGCUAUUCCAUAUACUUUAUCGGGUAUUUUAGAUGCAUGUGCCUCUAACGUAAUUCAAAAUGUAAACAGAAAGUCACAUUUCUAUUCGGCGAGCAUUUUCAAAAGCCUUAUUUCCAAGUAUUAGAAUUGUGAUAACUGUGUAUUUUUUGAAGGCUACCUAUGUUAAGUUUUUUUUUUUGUAAUAUAGUCGUUAUGUUUGUUGUUAUGUGUUAGCCAUUUUCUAAUCAUUUAGAACCAAAAUCGUUAUCACGUUAUAAUUUUAUUUAGUAUGUUUAUGUUAUUCGUAGAUUUUAAUAAGCGCAAUAAUUUUAAAGAGAUUUCAUGUUAUGUUGUAUGAUCUGACCGUUAGAUCUUUGUUUUUUUUUGAGUUAGAGAUUAUUAUCUUGCACUAAUAUUCAUUCUAGUUGUAAGAAAUAAUACUUCCUUAGUCAUUUUGUACAAUUAUGAACUAGUCUCAAAUUUCAGCGUCAGUAUUCGAUUGUUUUUUUCUCAAUUUUUUCAGUUCAUAAUUGUCCAACUAAAGCGACCAAAUAUAAUAUUUUAACAAUCUAAGCCUUAUAGAUGUAGUUUUUAAGAUGAAAAACAAAUUAUCCACGUUUUAUCAUUUAUGAAUAAAUUUUAUAAAAAAAUUACCACGUGAUUGACCAAUUGUUAAUCGAUUUUUGUUUCUUAUCAAAUUAUGGAAUUGUAAGGUACAACAGACGUGAUGCUUGGAAUGUGAUACUUUAUUUUUCUAUCAAGAAAUGGACAGGGAUAUAAAGAUUUAUUUAUAUGAUUGUAGAGAUUGUGCCUUUUUAUUUAUUUAUAAAUAUUUAAAAUUUAUGCCUUUAGAAAGGUAAUCAAAUAUGUAUCGAUUUUAAUAAAGUUUAUUACGUAACAUCAAA